GAUACCAAAAUCUGACAAAGACAUCACAAGAAAACUAAAGAUCAAUAUUCUUUAUGAGUAUAGGUACAAAAGUUGUCAAAAAAUACUAGCAAAACAAAUCCAGUAACAUAUAAAAAUGUAUUAUAUACACCAUGAUCAAUUGAUACUUAUCCCAGGAAAGCAGUUUGGUUUAAAAAUAAAAAAUCAGUGUAAUAAUAUACUAACAGAAUGAAAUGAAAACCACAUGAUCUUUUUAUUAGAAUUGGAAAAAUAAUUUGACAAAAUUCUACACCCAUUCUUGAUAAAAGCAUGCAGCAAACUAGAAAUGGAAGGGAACUUCCUCAAUCUGAUAAAGGGCAUCUAUGAAAAAGUCACAGUUAAUGUCAUACUUAAUAGAGAAAUACUGAAUACUUUUCCCUUAAGAUCAGGAGCAAGACAGGAUAUCUGUUCUCUCCACUUCUAUUUAACAUUGUCCUGUAGGUCCAAAUAUGGGCAUUUCGUCAAGAAAAAAAUAAAAGGCAUCCGGAGUGGAAAAAAGUAAAAUUUUCUCUAUUUGCCCAUUGCAUUAUCUUCUAUACUGAAAAUCGAAGAAUACAUGUAAAAAGUAUUAGAACAAAUAAACGAAUACAAGUUUGCAUGAUACACAAUCCAAUAUGCAAAAAUCAGUUCUAUUCCUAGAUACUAUCAGUGAAGAAUCUAAAAAUAAAAUCAAUAAAGCAAUUCCCUUUACAAUAGCAUCAAAAUGCUUAGGAAUACUUAGGAUUCUUAGUAUUCUUAGGAAUACUUAGGAAUAAAUACUUAGGAAUCCUAAAUAUUCCUAAAUACUUAGGAAUAAGUUUAACAACAGAAAUACAGGACCUGUGCACUGAAAAUUUCAAAACAUUGUUUAAUGAAAUUAAAGAUAUUAACAUAAAUGGGAAGACAUAAUAUUAAAAUGGCAAUACAGAGUCAAGAUGGAGACUGCUAUUUGCUCCGCUGCCGCGGUGGGGAACGGAAACAUGGGGUCCCACAGGGACCGGAGCCUGGUGCCGGAGCGGCUUCAGAGACGAGAACAAUAGAGGCAAUUGGAGAUGGAAAGGCGGAAGCAAAAGCGGCAGAACCAGGAGGUGGAGGAGAAGAGCGACUUUUUCGCCGCCGCCUUUGCUCGGGAGCGAGCAGCCAUGGAAGAGCUUCUGGAGAGCGGGGAGUCCGUCGAGCGGCUGGAGGAGGCGGCCACCCGGCUCCAGGGUCUGCAGAAACUUCUCAACGACUCGGUUUUAUUCCUGGCCUCCUAAGACCUGCGGCAGAGAAAAGACGUGCUGGCGCAGCUACAGGCGGCCCUGGUCGACCGGCACCAGCAACUACAGCCCAAGAAGCGUUUCGCUUUCAAGACCCGAAGGAAAGAUGCUGCUUCGGCCACCAAAGUAGACUGUGCGGCUCCUGGCGCCCUGGCGGCGGAAGACAUCCUGGUCUCCCCGCCGCCCUUGAAGAAGGAGGGAGGCUUUGGCUCCAGCUGUGUCUGCGGUUUCUCCAACCUCAAGUCCCAAGUCUUGGAGAAAAGAGCGGAGGAGCUGCACCAGCGAGACAUUCUUUUGACCGAACUGAGCAACUGCAAGAUCAAAUUGUAUGGCAAUCCGAGCACCCAGCGGCUGACCAAGGCCUGCAGCUGCACGGUGCUCUGCGGUCCAGUGUCCACCUCUGUGUUCCUGGAGGACUGCAGUGAGUGCGUGCUGGCCGCGGCCUGCCAACAGCUCCGCGUACACACCACGAGAGACACCCGCAUCUUCCUGCAGGUGACCAGCAGGGCCAUCGUGGAGGACUGCAGCGGGAUCCAGUUCGCCCCUUACACCUGGAGCUACCCGGGUAUCGACAAAGACUUGGAGGGCUCUGGUUUAGAUAACAGCAAAAAUAAUUGGAACGACGUUGACGAUUUCAACUGGCUUGCCCGGGGUGUGGCCUCCCCAAACUGGAGUAUUCUUCCUGAAGAAGAGCGAAUGAUUCAGUGGGACUAAGUAGUUAUUACUCUUUCUUUGACUCCAACUAAUGGGACCCCAAAGUGUGUUUAUUGUUGUCACACUGUAUGUUUUCAGCAUUUAUGACUUGAAAUUGUGAUAGGCUCCUGUUUGUGAUUUCCAUUAAAAUUCAUGACAGGUCUAAUACUUUAAAA
Hipposideros armiger (great roundleaf bat) is the source of this 2125-nucleotide messenger RNA. RefSeq names its product tubulin-specific chaperone C-like. The transcript has a single exon. The record is from RefSeq and is a predicted model, not a curated record. Gene Ontology annotation, biological process: post-chaperonin tubulin folding pathway; tubulin complex assembly. Gene Ontology annotation, cellular component: cytoplasm. Lineage: Eukaryota; Metazoa; Chordata; Mammalia; Chiroptera; Hipposideridae. Gene Ontology annotation, molecular function: tubulin binding.